Messenger RNA from Neopelma chrysocephalum (saffron-crested tyrant-manakin), 646 nucleotides. RefSeq names its product MORN repeat containing 2 (gene MORN2). NCBI's taxonomy places the organism in Eukaryota, Metazoa, Chordata, Aves, Passeriformes, Pipridae. The record is from RefSeq and is a predicted model, not a curated record.
UUACCUCUUACCUAAAUUCCUUGUAAAAGCAGAAACAGGUAUAUCUGUCAAAGUCACUUUCCCCUGCUUUAUCAUAUCUGAGUGUGACUGCAGACUCCAAGGCAGCAGUGAGAAGAGAAAUUGUAAUGAAAGGAAAAAAUAAUGUAAGCAUAAAUAUUAACCAUUUUCUUCAUCUCUCAAAUGCAGAUUAAUGGUGCUGAAAGGCUAGAACAUCCUUCUGGAGCAGUUUACAAAGGGGAAUUCACAUUUCACAGGGCUGGAACCUGCACAUUUCCAAGUGGAGCAAAGUACCUUGGAUUGUUCAAUGAAAACAAUAUGGAAGGUGAAGGAGAAUUUUAAGAGAAAAUGGAGUGGAGUGGCACAUUUCAUGGCUCGGCAGCAGUGGGACUGAAGCAGAAGUUGAAAAUGCAGCUGUUUGGUACAGACAGCACCAUGGGUUAAAGGCAAGUCUCUGGGCUCAACAGCUGUGACCAGUUUUCAACAGGCAUUGAUUUCUUUGUGUCUUAAUUAAAAAUGACCUCUGAGCAUGCACGUUAAUAGCAGAUAAAAUUAUUUUCUUUUCAGACCGAUCAACUGAAGUCUCUUAAGUCUUUAAAGAAAUGAAGUUGGGUAGGGUGAAUUCAUAAGUGCAGCAGUUGCUGACUAG